Messenger RNA from Daldinia caldariorum, 3242 nucleotides. Its product is annotated as ABC transporter transmembrane region 2-domain-containing protein. Gene Ontology annotation, molecular function: ABC-type transporter activity; ATP hydrolysis activity; long-chain fatty acid transmembrane transporter activity. The coding region runs from base 447 to 2579 and encodes 710 amino acids. The record is from RefSeq and is a predicted model, not a curated record. Gene Ontology annotation, cellular component: peroxisomal membrane. The transcript has 3 exons. Gene Ontology annotation, biological process: fatty acid beta-oxidation; long-chain fatty acid import into peroxisome; very long-chain fatty acid catabolic process. Lineage: Eukaryota; Fungi; Ascomycota; Sordariomycetes; Xylariales; Hypoxylaceae.
AUCACAUGCUUAAAGUUAGGACGUCACCAAUUACUUACCUACCUACCUAAGACAAGACAACCGACAAAGCCGAUAGCAUUGGUCGCAUACGCCGAGGGAUGUUUUAAGGUUGCUUCCCUUGAAGUACCCGUAGCUUCAUAGCACUGAGACUUAGACUCAGACUCAACUUCUAUGCGACUUUCAACUAUUAACCACUUGCUGGCUGCAGCCAUGUAAUCACAAUAAUUCCAAGUUGUGUAAAUUUCGGUCGACUUGAUUUUGUGCACAUUUCUGUUCUAACUAUGAGAUGAAUCUUAUUUGUUAACUAUUUUAUUUUAUUUCACUUCGAGGUAAACGAGCUUCAGCUCCUCGUCGUCGUCUCGCAAGAGACUGCCUACCUCCCACCUACCUAAGGUACCUACCUAAACUAAUAGCCGACCACCUUAUCUCCCAAAUCGACCACCAACAUGGCGGUACAAUCCAAACUUGUUCUAUCCGAUCGGUCGGCCAAGAGCGUCAUUGCGCAUUUAACGACGUUGUACGCCCAGAACCGAACCCGGAUCUCACGCGCCGUUUAUCUUACCCUACUCGUCGCACUCGUCAACCGCGUCCGACAUGCCAUUUCCGAGCAAAAGGCUGCCUCCGCACGCGAGACAGCUAAGCGACGAUCCGGUACCACCUCGAGCGACGGUGAAGAUGUGACCAUGAAGAAGAAGAAAGUUGAGCUGGACCGCGAGUUCUUUAAGUCGCUAUUAAAAUUGCUUAAAAUAGUCGUCCCCGGCGUACGGAGCAAGGAGGCUCGGCUUCUCCUCAGCCAUAGCUUCUUCCUAGUUGUGCGAACACUCAUCAGUUUGAAAGUUGCCGAGAUGGAUGGCGCAAUCGUAAAGGCACUUGUAAAAGGGAACGGAAAGGAAUUCCUCACAAGAAUUGUGUGGUGGAUGUUAAUUGCUGUUCCUGCAACAUUUACGAAUUCCAUGCUUUCGUAUCACCAAGCCGAGUUAUCCCUCAGUUACCGAACACGAUUGACCCAGUAUAUUCACGACAAAUACCUCUCCCAACUCACCUUCUACGGCAUCUCCGCGCUUGAUGAUCGGAUAAAGAACCCAGACCAGCUUAUAGCAGUCGAUGUUGCCAAGUUCUCUAACAGUUUGGCUGAGCUAUACGGCAAUCUGGCAAAGCCGUUGCUAGACAUGACCAUCUACACUUGGUCGCUGUCAAAGAGCGUCGGCGGCGAAGGCGUUAUGUUCAUGUCCUUAUUGGUCCAACUAUCAGCCAACGUCAUGCGCGCCCUAACACCCCCCUUUGGAAAAUACGUUGCGGACGAAGCACGAUUGGAAGGCGAGUUCCGGUUUCAACAUUCGCGACUUAUCGAUCACAGUGAAGAGGUAGCGCUAUACCACGGCCACGAAGUAGAGAAGGACACUCUCGACAAGGGCUAUUUUACGCUUAUCAAGCACGUCAACUACAUAUUACGUCGGCGAUUCUACCAUGGCGUGAUGGAGGAUUUUGUCAUUAAAUAUUUCUGGGGUGCUUUGGGUCUUCUGCUUUGCAGUGUACCCGUCUUCUUCAAAUUGCCCGGACAGCUAGCCGGCACUUCUAGCAUGGGCGAUCGAACGGAGUCGUUCGUAACCAACAGGCGAAUGUUACUCGGCGCAUCCGAUGCCUUUGGGCGGAUAAUGUUUUCUUACCGCGAAAUCAUGGAGUUGGCCGGUUACACGUCGCGUGUUGCAUCGCUAUUGGACGUUAUGGACGAUAUCCAGGCCGGGCAUUUCGAGAAGAAGCUAGUAUCUAGUUCGGGUACUGAGGAUAACGAAGCGGUAUUAAAGGGCAGGGGGAAGAUAGUUGAGAGUAAGGACAUCGAAUUUAUCGACGUGCCGAUUAUCUCCCCCAAUGGCGAUGUUCUCGUAAAAGCGCUGUCAUUUUCGCUUAAGCAAGGUGAUCACCUUCUCGUCGUUGGUCCAAACGGCUGCGGAAAGUCAAGUCUUUUCCGAAUCCUAGGGGGCCUCUGGCCUGUGUAUGGUGGCACAGUCUACAAGCCGCCUUUCACGGAUAUUUUUUACAUUCCACAACGGCCAUACUUAUCGCGGGGAAGUCUUCGCCAGCAAAUCACAUACCCCGAUAGUCUACGGAGUGUUCGUGCGCGCGGGGUCACGGAUGCCCAAUUGCUAGAUAUCCUCAAGAUUCUUUCUCUCGAGCACCUUGUAGAUCUUUACCCCGAGGGCUGGGAUGCAGAAGCUGAAUGGCGCGACGUGCUCUCAGGUGGCUUGCAGCAGCGUGUGGCCAUGGCUCGUCUCUUCUAUCACAAGCCGCGGUACGCAAUCCUGGACGAAUGCACGAGCAGUGUGACGCUGGAGACCGAGAAGGUCAUGUACGAUAAUGCGAAGGCCUUAGGAAUCACACUGAUGACGGUGAGCCAUCGACGGAGUUUGUGGAAGUACCACAGCAAGAUUUUGCAGUUCGACGGAGAGGGUCAUUAUGUAUUUACGAAGCUCGACGCCGAGAAGAGGUUGAAGCUCGAGGACGAAAAGGAAGACCUGGAUGUGUUGCUAAGACGAGUGCCGGAAAUUGAAAGAAGAAUUGGCGAAUUGACCGCCGAAUAACGGCGGGGAAAUAGAAGUGACAGGGGGAAUAUGAUGUGCAUAUAUGAAGAAGGAUGGAAUUGCUAGGUACUAGCCUCAUUUCUCAUUUACAGGGUCCAUCAACAUGGUACAUAGUAUAUUAGCAACUAGCUUAGCUUGCGGACACCGCAUUUUGUUAAACGAAGCUAUAGGAAUUUUGACGGUGCGGGAUUUAUCAAUUGGCUCUCAUAGGCCUACGGCGAUCUCUGACUGUUGAGUCCCCGCCGAGUUAAGAGAUGGUGAGAUGAUCUAUGUGGAACGUUGGAAGAGAGAAAAAAAAAAAAAAAAAGACCCUUGAGUCUACCCACUGUACCCCUCGAGCCUCGUCAGUAAAUCCUGACAAGGAUCUUAUGACGGAUGAGGCUAUCUAGUCUGGAGACUCUCAUACAAGAAGAAACCUUGGAGAUUGGUAAACAAACAGGACAGGACAGGACAGGACAAACAAGCAAACAAACAAACAGAGCUCUGUCAUUCCGAUUUGUGUUUACUUACUUCCACCUCCUGGUUACCUAAUGCAUGUUAGGUGGUGAACCUCCAAGGGCAAGACGGUUUGGAAAGAAAAAAGAGACAAAAAAUUGGUAAUAUAUCUCAAGUUUGACAUACACCACAUGUCAAUUUAUAUAUACUGUACGCACGCAUACUACG